Messenger RNA from Cucurbita pepo subsp. pepo (vegetable marrow), 1449 nucleotides. RefSeq lists its product as uncharacterized. The record is from RefSeq and is a predicted model, not a curated record. NCBI's taxonomy places the organism in Eukaryota, Viridiplantae, Streptophyta, Magnoliopsida, Cucurbitales, Cucurbitaceae.
CUUUCAUCGUGUUUCGUGGAGCAAAUCUACAAACACAAGCAACCUCUCUCUAUCUCUCUCUCUCUCUCUCUCUAUCUCUCUCCCAAUUAAAAUAAAACGCACUCUUUCUCUCUCCCAAUUCCCCCAUCUUCUUCUUUCUCCAAAAACCCUAACCCCAUACGAACUUUUGAGGUUCAGGAGUGGAGCUUCCACUUCACCGGUCCACCUCCGCCACCAACCAUAUCGUGGGUUGUUGGAUCCUACCUUCCGGUGGCUUUUCAGAUUGUGAGUACACCACAAGAACCGCCCGCCGCCGCCGCAGCAGAAGCAGCAGCACAUCAUUUUCUGCACCCGUGAUUUAUAUAUAUAUUUGUGUGUUUAAUCAUGGAUUCUGGGAGUAGUGGGAGUGUACAAAGCUCAAGCGGUGCCGAAGAUGAGUAUGAUUCACGCGCUGAGGGUUUCUUAAACUAUCCGUCACUGCAUGUCGGUCCCAUCCCUAAGCCUAACCCAUCACCACCACCAUCCCUACAUUCCUCCUCCUUCGACCCUUUCUCCACCUUCCUCGAUCCUCCACCUUCCCGAUCAUCCCCAAAUUCCCUUCUCAAUCUCCACCCUUCUUGGCCCACUAACCCGAGAUCCGACCCCAACCCGAUCCAAUAUCCAGCGUCCAUGACCAUCACGCCCGAUAUCCAAUUGCAAACCCCAACCCAAGUCGUUCACAGCAACAACAAUAACAAUACUGCCACCGUUCGUAACCCGAGGAAGCGAACCCGAGCCUCGAGGCGAGCUCCCACCACCGUCCUGACCACCGAUACCACCAAUUUCCGAGCCAUGGUCCAGGAAUUCACUGGGAUUCCUGCACCACCCUUCCAGCCGCCCUCCUCCUCCUCUUUCCCUAGAGCCCGGCUUGAUCUUUUUGCCGGCGCCUCCACUUCCUCCCCACCGUACCUACUCCGUCCAUACCCCCAAAAGCUAUCCCCCUUUCCUUCAACUAAUUCCCUUUUUUCUCCCUCCUCCAUUUUCAAUCUCCCGCCCCCACCUCCACCACUCCAACAACCCAACAUUAACCUCCUCCGCUCCCACCUCCAUCCUAAUCCGCUGCAUCUGCCUCUCCCUGAAGACUUCCUUUCUGGGAUCGUUAGAGACGGCGGUGGGAAUAAUGCUCCGGCAAAUUGGGGCAGUGGCACCGUCGACGGUGGUGGAGGAGGAAUACCGUCCGAUCAAGAUCUAAUUGGGUCUACGAAUGUGACGUGUAGGAAUGAAGGACACGCCAGAUCCGACGUCGUUUUGAGCACGAUUGUGGUCCAUCUCACCUUGACGUCAUGGUUUCGUGGGGUUGGGGCCCACUUCGAGCGGGAAAUCCACGUAAGGCUUCAGGAAAAAGCGGAGAGAUACAAUCACAUGUUGCCGUUCUCAGAAAUGGUCCCCCACGUGGAUCUGCAGAUUCAAUCAUGAGAGUUCAGUUCGCUA